Molecule: messenger RNA, 3368 nt
Organism: Peromyscus maniculatus bairdii (prairie deer mouse)
Lineage: Eukaryota; Metazoa; Chordata; Mammalia; Rodentia; Cricetidae
Gene: Nap1l1
Product: nucleosome assembly protein 1 like 1
Biological process (GO): nucleosome assembly
Cellular component (GO): nucleus
Source: RefSeq, a predicted model, not a curated record
UCGGGUCUUUUUUAGCGCCAUCUGCUCGCGGCGCCGCCUCCUGCUCCUCCCGCUCCUCCCGCUCCUCCCGCCGCCGCUGCCGCCGCCACCGCCGCCGCCCUGAGUCACUGCCUGCGCAGCUCCGGCCGCCCGGCUCCGCGUUCGAGCCUCCUGGAACGAUAUUUGGAGUUCUUACAAGAUGGCAGACAUGGACAACAAAGAACAGUCUGAACUUGAUCAAGAUUUGGAUGACGUUGAAGAAGUAGAAGAGGAAGAAACGGGUGAAGAAACAAAAAUCAAAGCGCGUCAGCUGACUGUUCAGAUGAUGCAAAAUCCUCAGAUUCUUGCAGCCCUUCAGGAAAGACUGGAUGGUCUGGUAGACACACCAACAGGAUACAUUGAAAGCUUGCCUAAAGUAGUCAAAAGACGAGUGAAUGCUCUCAAAAACCUUCAAGUGAAAUGUGCACAGAUAGAAGCCAAAUUCUAUGAGGAAGUUCAUGAUCUUGAGAGGAAGUAUGCUGUGCUCUAUCAGCCUUUAUUUGAUAAGCGAUUUGAGAUCAUUAAUGCAAUUUAUGAACCUACAGAAGAAGAGUGUGAAUGGAAAGCAGAUGAGGAAGAAGAAGUUGCAGAGGAAAUGAAAGAAAAGGCCAAGAUUGAAGAUGAGAAAAAGGAUGAAGAGAAAGAAGACCCUAAAGGGAUUCCUGAAUUUUGGUUGACAGUUUUUAAGAAUGUGGAUUUGCUCAGUGAUAUGGUUCAGGAACAUGAUGAACCUAUCCUGAAGCACUUGAAAGAUAUUAAAGUGAAGUUCUCAGAUGCUGGCCAGCCUAUGAGUUUUAUCUUAGAAUUUCACUUUGAACCCAAUGAAUAUUUCACAAAUGAAGUGUUAACAAAGACUUACAGGAUGAGGUCAGAACCAGAUGAUUCUGAUCCCUUUUCUUUUGAUGGACCAGAAAUUAUGGGUUGUACAGGGUGCCAGAUAGAUUGGAAAAAAGGAAAGAAUGUUACUUUGAAAACCAUUAAAAAGAAGCAGAAACAUAAGGGACGUGGGACAGUCCGAACUGUGACUAAAACAGUUUCCAAUGACUCUUUCUUUAAUUUUUUUACCCCUCCUGAAGUCCCUGAGAAUGGAGAUCUGGAUGACGAUGCCGAAGCUAUCCUGGCUGCAGACUUUGAAAUUGGUCACUUUUUACGGGAGCGGAUAAUCCCAAGAUCAGUGUUAUACUUUACUGGCGAGGCUAUUGAGGAUGAUGAUGAUGAUUAUGAUGAAGAAGGUGAAGAAGCUGAUGAGGAAGGGGAAGAAGAAGGAGAUGAGGAAAACGACCCGGACUAUGACCCAAAGAAGGAUCAGAACCCAGCAGAGUGCAAGCAGCAGUGAAGCAGGAAGUCUGGCCCCGAGGACGGCCUACCCUGUAAUAGCCUAAACCCGACUGUCUCUUACUUACAGCCUUAUGUUUUGUACUUUCUUGGUAGACUCAGUAAGUUUUUAAAGGAAAGGAAAUGGAUAUUUUAAAGACCAAUUUGUUCUAACUAGAGUUCUGUCAGAUAUGUUGAAUGCAUAAAUCCUUGCUAAUGCAUGUCCGUUUAUUGCCGCAGCUUGGUUCUUCUGGAAUAUUUUCACCAUAUUGGAUACAGUUUUGAGAGUCAGCUGUUGCGCACAUUGUUUGGUGUAGCUGUUUGUUUCCUAAAGAACCAAAGUUGUUUCCAGCUGAUAGAACAGGUUGGAGUCGACCUGCAUUAGCUCCUCCUUCUGUUACGUUGUUAGGGGAUGAUGCAGAUUGGAGAAAAGGAAAUUGUGGUUAAGAAUUUCCAGUUAAGAUCAAACCUACUAACAGAUUAUUAAGGGAGUUUUAUAUUUUAGAUGAUAUAAUUCUAACAGAAGUCAACUCAUGGUUAUUAGUUAUAGCAAGGUGAACAAACCCAAGGUUUUUUUGUUUUUUUCAGAAGUUAAUCUGAUAGUAUUUAAAUGUACUUUGAAAAUUAACCUCCAUUAAUUAAGUAUCUUUUCUUUGUGGUAGGGCCUACCCUUCUGCUUUCCUGGAAAGGAUGGAUUUACAUCAUUUGAACCUAUUUUGAAUUUUCUUGUUUGUUUGUUUGCCUAAUUUUGUUUUUAUAGCCUAAAAUAAAAAUGUUAUACAGUCUUAGCUCUCACAGGAUGAUGUCUCAGUUUGUACUGAUGGAGGCUAUUGCAGAGGGUUAGCUGGAGUUCAGGGACGCCUAGUUUUCCAUAUUGAACACCCUUGGAGGUGGUAAUACUUCUGUGCUUUUAAAAAGGGGACGAAUGAUGUGUGAUCUCUAUUUUUUAUUUUUUUGGCUUCUGUGUUUCUGCUCAAGGAUGAGUCGUGUGUCCUCUAGCCAUGCUCCUCUUUGCUGUGGACAGUUACGAAUGGGUAGUCCUGUUGAUUUAACUACCUCACAGAUAUGUUAAGGCAUACUGGGGUAAAUCUCACAAACUUUCUCAGUCUUACUAAAUGCUCAAAAAAUAAAAUAAAAUCGGGCCUCUGUACCACAUUGUAGUCACACUAAGCUUGGCUAAUUAAACUGGAGAAUGAAGUUUAAACACCUCUAUUAUAGGUCUGAGCAUGUGGCUCCUGUUGUAGUGGGAAUGGAUGAAAUUAGUGUGCAAUUUCAAGAGAUCGAUGGGUUGUUUUUAUUUUUACACCCCCCCCCCACUUUGGGGUUUCAAGUGACCACAUUGUAAUAAAUCCCAAAAUGGUAAUGAGGCCAUUGCAGGGGAGGGUAACAUUAAGUUUUAGAUACCGAGAGCUACAUUAAAAAUACCUCAGGCUAAUUACUGUUCAUUGGGGGGAAGGAACUUUUCUUCACAGGGUAUAUUGAUUGGAUUGUACUCGGACAGUCUAUCAUUCCUGCUGUUAAUAAAAUUUACAUCGAGUUGUUUUUUUCUUUGGAGAGGUGAUAGCUCCUUGUGAAAAUUUCGUAUUGAGGUCUUAGGAUAUGAACACAUGUGUAGCUGACCUCUUCCUGAGAUUUUUAACUACUGGAAAUCCUUAACCAAUUGCAUUGUUUCCUUUAUUUUGAAAAUACUUUGGUUGCUUUCUAUUAGAUGGUUUGUACUAUUUUCUGUAAUCAUAGUCGUCUAAACACAGCUUAUUUUCUUGAACAUUCAAGUUUGUGAUCUAAAGGUCGAAUCCCAUUUUCGGUGGAUUUGGAGAGCUAGUGCAGUCCUUCCCUCCUUCCCUCCCUCCCUGAGGAAGUAGCUGUUGCCAAAGGAACAGUAGCUGCUGCUGUUGUGGAAUGGGAGUGUGCUGUGUGGACACGGGGUCAGUGUGCAUUCCGACACACUGUCAGUCCCCUGAUGGGUCUCUUCCAUUCUAGAAGUCUGAAAUGUGUAAUUUGAAAUCCUUAAUAAAAUUGGAUCUAAUUUUAUAAAA